CGUGUUCGGCAUUGCAGAGCUCUGUCAGUGAGAGGCUCCGGGCUUCAUCCUGUAGGGUGACAGGAGUAGUUCUCAGGAGAGGAUGAAGACUCCAAGUCAGCUUAAUUGGUACCGAGGGCCUCUGUUUUCUGAAAAAAUAAAUAAAUGAAUACCACUGCAGUUGUCAGUACAAAGAACAGGCAGUUCUCUUUCAGUUAAGUCAUGAGAGUUGUGUCACAGGAAGGGAAGCGAAAGCAAGGUAAUUUGCUUGAGGGAGGUUGUACUUUGUGGUGAUAUUAAAUCGGAUCUGAAAACAGAUAAAAGAGGGGCUUGUUAGAAAUAUUUAUCAAGAAGUAGCUGUGGCAUUGUCUUCUCCACGUCUGCUGAAAUUAUGUUUUCUGAAGUCAAAGUAAGCGAUUUUGGAAGUCCCAUGUUUUUUCAACAGAAUCCUUUGACAUAAUUCUAGAGCUUGCGUUCUUAGACGUGAGGUGUUUCUCCUGAAAUCUGUUCAUUUUGGUGUGUGGCUUAUCUUAGGUAUUUUGUUCAUUUAAGCAUGUAUAUAAUGAUCUCAGAAACCGUCUUUCAUUUUUUUUCCUUGCUAUACAUGUAUAUACAUGUAUAUAUACAUGCUAUACAUUGUAGAAAAUAAAAAUAGCCAUGUUAUGUUGCUUCUGUUUGAAGCAUCCUAUAGUAACAGGCAACUCACUUUUUCGUUCUUUAAGUCUGGUGUAGGCGUUUGUCACCAGGUUUUGCUGUAUCUUUAUAUUAAAAAAAAGAACUUGCCAAAAAAAGAACAAAACCACAAAUAGCUCUUAGGACUGAUGAAAAAGAAACUUUCUGUAAGAAGUUGAGGUCACCCUGUGUGGGUAAGGCCAGCCUAUGCUGAUAGGCCUGAUUCAUGAUUUAAGAUCAUUUCAGUAAAAUAUUAAGGCACUGGAUUUUUUAACCUGUUAAACCUGUAUAGGUUAAAAUGAAGUAAUCUGCAAAGGUUGUGCUGGCUGAGACUUAGAUGUUGGACAGAUGGGUUGGAUCUUUACUAUAUAAAGAGAAUUUACCUUGGAAAGUACUUCGACAGGCUUUCACGAGAACAGGUUUGCUCUCCCCUUUUGCCUUCUGUGAUGAGUUUAGUACUGUAAGACUGCAGCAUAAUAGAGCCAUUACUGAGCUAAUGAAAGCAGCUAACCGACAAGUACUUAAUGGGGAACUUGAUAAUGGAGAUUCUCGUGCAAUUGGGGAAAAAGAAGUUCUCUUGGAAGCACAGACUUCACGAUACUUGAAUGAAUUUGAUGAGAUUGCAAGAUUGGGAAAAGGAGGAUAUGGCCAAGUAUACAAGGUCAGAAACAAGUUAGAUGGUCAGUUCUAUGCUAUUAAAAAAAUCAAUAUUAAGAAGGCUACAAGAAGAGAUUGCAUGAAGGUCCUUCGAGAAGUUAAAGUGCUGGCUGGACUGCAGCAUCCUCAUAUUGUGGGCUAUCACACUGCUUGGAUGGAACAGGUUCAAACAGCUUGCCCAAAAGAUAAGACAAUAUUGAAGUUGCAGUCGUUACCCUUGGAACAGGAGAGUGGCAAUGAUCACUGUCACAUUCAGAGUGUGGAAAGUGGUAGUUCAAUUAUUUUUGCUGACCUUACUUCACAAGAAGAAAAGUCUGGCGACAGUACAUAUCUUAGAAAUCAGGAUAGUGAAUUGGUGCAGAAUAUGGAUGUAAGGAAUGAUUUCACUAACAGCAAUAGUAAGGAAAUAGGUAUGAAACCAAAUAGAUGUGAAUCGCCCGUAGAACUACAAGCAGACUCUGUCAGUAGUGUUGACUGUAGAUCAACUGAUUUUAAAAAUGAUUCAUCAUACGGCCAUCCCUGUAGUCUGGAUCUAGAUGCUAGUGCUGGAAGUGAGUCCUGCACUGAAGAGUGCUCUGGGAAUGAUGUAGCUCUCUGUGGAGGGUUCGAGGUGGAGUAUCGUUUGAUGCUUUAUAUACAGAUGCAACUGUGUGAACUGUCCUUGUGGGACUGGAUUGCUGCCCGUAACAGAAGGUGCAGUGAGAAAACAGAGGAUGCUGCUGGUCCAUACCAUCUUGUGGAUGUCAGCUGGACAAUGAAAAUUUUUGAAGAGUUAUUAGAAGGAGUGUGCUAUAUCCACAGCAUGGGAGUGAUGCAUCGAGACAUUAAACCCAGAAAUAUAUUUUUGCAUGGAUCAGAUCAUCAAGUUAAAAUAGGAGAUUUUGGAUUAGCCUGCCAAGACCUCCUUUGGGAUGAUGCAGACCAGUGGUUUCACACAGGAAGGAUAAAUGGACUGACACAUACCUCAGGUGUGGGGACUUGCCUAUAUGCUUCCCCAGAACAGCUGCAGGGGUCUGACUACGACUUCAAGUCAGACAUGUAUAGCUUGGGUGUUAUCCUGCUAGAACUCUUCCAGCCAUUUGGAACAGAAAUGGAAAGAGCAGAAGUUAUAACAAAUGUAAGGAAUGGCCACAUUCCUCGUAACUUCUACAAGAAAUGGCCUGUUCAAGCCAAGUAUGUGAAACUUCUCACCAGUCAGGUAUCCACAGAAAGACCAAGUGCUGCUCAGCUUCGUGACAGUGAGCUGUUUCAUACCACAGAACACGUUAUUUCUAAUCUACAGCAAAAGGUGAGAGAGCAAGAAGAAGAAAUAGAAAAGCUGAAAGAGAAACUAAGACUGCUUUCCUCUGGACAAGAUGAACAUAUGAAACAAGGUUCUCCAGUUUAAGUACAGGAAGAACACAACUACUGUAUGUUAAGUUAUAGAAAAACUUUUUUUUUUUUACAUAAAAAUAGUUUGGUGCA
This is a messenger RNA of Centrocercus urophasianus (Greater sage-grouse), 2772 nucleotides long. RefSeq names its product eukaryotic translation initiation factor 2 alpha kinase 1 (gene EIF2AK1). The transcript is spliced from 14 exons. The record is from RefSeq and is a predicted model, not a curated record. The coding region runs from base 989 to 2695 and encodes 568 amino acids. NCBI's taxonomy places the organism in Eukaryota, Metazoa, Chordata, Aves, Galliformes, Phasianidae. Gene Ontology annotation, molecular function: ATP binding; protein kinase activity. Gene Ontology annotation, biological process: protein phosphorylation.